GAAGCCUGACCAAGAUGACAUGCCCACCACUGUUGACGCCUUGAAACUCGACCAGGACAAGGAGCAAAUCCGAACCGCCGCUUUGGAGCAGCGUCUUCACGAAAUGACUAAGUCGCCAGCUCCCAAGAAGUGGCGUGAAGACGGGCGUUGCGGGCAGUGGUUCCCUGCUGAAGACGGUAACCCUGCUGAAUGUGACCCGGCAGGUGAUUACGCAUGCUGCUCCGAGUUCACCUGGUGCGGCAAGACUGCGGCCCACUGUGACUGUCCGGCUUGUGUCGACUACAGAAAUACAGGUUCAAACACCCACAGCGAAUCCUGGUCUACAGUUAACAACACUUUCAAUGACAGCAUCCCAUCCUUCAACCCCACCUAAACAUCCUCUCCCUGCACUACCCAAUCCCUGGGCAAAGAUCCCCGACCCAAUCAUUUGUGAAGGUGGACUUAGUCAACCUAGCCUGGUCUUUCAACGGCAAGAUAUUCAUCAAGACUCUCUAAGAUAAACGGUAAUUUAUGCUUCAGUCGACCUGGAUGUGAACGGGGUUUCCAAGUACUGUAUCUAAAACCCCGGUCACAAAGCGCGUACGAUU
Molecule: messenger RNA, 587 nt
Organism: Branchiostoma floridae (Florida lancelet)
Lineage: Eukaryota; Metazoa; Chordata; Leptocardii; Amphioxiformes; Branchiostomatidae
Exons: 4
Coding region: 20-373 (117 amino acids)
Molecular function (GO): chitin binding
Source: RefSeq, a predicted model, not a curated record